Dermatophagoides pteronyssinus (European house dust mite) is the source of this 732-nucleotide messenger RNA. Its product is annotated as glutamate-rich WD repeat-containing protein 1-like. Lineage: Eukaryota; Metazoa; Arthropoda; Arachnida; Sarcoptiformes; Pyroglyphidae. The record is from RefSeq and is a predicted model, not a curated record.
AUGAACGAAACAACCAGCAAUUCUUAUGACUCGCCGAUCUUCGAUUACAAUCUUGCUUCCGAAGCGUAUUCUGUAGCUUGGAAAAACAAUGAAGUCGAAUUCGUCACUGGAUCUAGAAACAACAAGAUCAACCUUUUUAAGCCGAUAGAAGGAGGGUGGGGCCUCAGUUCCACUCUCAAAGGUCACAAUGGCUUUAUCGAAGCACUGUGCUUCAACACAUGUGACGACAACGUUCUUGCAAGUGGUUCUGCGGAUCAAACCGUUAAAAUUUGGGAUCUCAGAACCAACUCUGUGUCUAUCGAUUUGAAAAAAGGCCACUUUUCCGACGUAAAUUGUUUGAGCUUCUCGCAAACCGAAAAUUCGAACCAUCUGUUGUCCGGAGACAAUGAUGGCUUAAUUUUGCUUCGCGAUAUUAGAAUGCCAAACGUAAACUUAGCUUCCUACAGAUACGGGACCACGUCAAUAUGCAGUCUAGACUGGAACCCUUCGGACGAAUCCAUGUUUUUGUCAGCUAGCUACGAUAACGUAGUUCGUGUUUGGGAUUUGUCGAUCGAAUCCACCGAUGCUGACGCUGUUGUAGAAGUUGCUGUGCGAGAGUUUUUACUUGUUAAACUUACGCAAAAUGGAUCAACUAAACGUUGUGAAUGGAAUCGUUAUCUUGUAUUUUUUGGUACAAUUUUGUUUGUAUUUCAGGCUACUACUAAUGAUAUUAUACGAGCAAUUAAAAUAUGA